AUGGGGCAGCAUCUCGACGACGUCUUCGCCUCCCUGCUCGCCCGGCGCGGUACGCAGGGCCGUCUGCGCCGCCUGACCCUCCCAUCACCAGGCUCAGUCGAUUUCUCCUCCAACAGUUACCUUUCUCUAUCCUCCAACGCGGCCGUCCAAGCCGCGUACCUCGAGCGUCUUAGGCACGCAUGCAAGCAAGGAGAAUUCUCCCUCGGCUCGGGGGGCUCACGACUGCUCGACGGCAACACGCCCGCGGCUGAGGCCCUUGAGCGAGAGAUUGCUGCUUUCCAUGGCGCCCCGGCCGCCUUGCUCUUCAACUCGGGCUUUGAGGCCAACACUGGCCUGUUCAGCUGCGCGCCACAGAAAGGGGAUGUGAUAUUGUACGAUGAGCUCAUCCAUGCAAGUGUCCACGAUGGGAUGAAACUCAGCCGCGCACGGAGAAUGCCCUUCAAGCACAACUCCGUGCGUGGUGAUACCCGCGACAUUCGGCUCAGGAGCCUGGACGACGCUUUGGCGGAGCUCACAAGCGGUCAGCAAGCUGAAGAAUUCAAGGCCGGAAGGUCCAAUGUGUUCAUUGCAGUGGAGAGCGUCUACAGCAUGGAUGGGGACUUGGCGCCUCUCAAGGACAUCGUCGAGUGUGUGGAGGAGAGGCUCCCCAACGGCAACGGAUACGUCAUUGUCGAUGAGGCGCACUCAACGGGAUGGAUUGGUGAGAGGGGCCAGGGCUUGGUCUCCUAUUUGGGGCUCGAGUCCCGUGUCUGGGCGCGAGUGCAUACCUUUGGCAAGGCCAUGGGCUGCGCUGGUGCUGCUGUUCUCUGCUCGCCGACAACCCGGAGCUAUCUCAUCAACUAUGCCCGUAGCCUCAUCUACACGACUGCAAUGGCAUACCCCAUGCUUGCGGGGAUCCAGACCGCCUACGAGUACCUCCAGGGCGGGCAAGUCGAGCAGCACCUCAGCCACCUAGGACGGCUCAUGAAGCACACUCAUCGUGUCCUCACGUCUCUCAUUUCCCGCCAACGGCCGACAAGAGAAGUCUUCCACAUCAAUGAAGGGCUGCCGCAGUCGCCCAUAAUACCACUGUUCACUUCGAAAGCCCGAAGCCUGGCCCAAUACUGUCAGGAGAGAGGGUUCAUGGUGCGCCCAAUCGUCGCGCCGACCGUGCCAGCCGGGACAGACCGUGUUCGGAUGUGCCUACAUGCUGGAAACACAAUAGAAGAGGUAGAGCUGUUUUGCAAGGCCGUCGAGGCGUGGGUGCAGCAGCAACAGGACACAGGGACGCAUUCGGAGGUCGCAGCCAAACCGUCACGGCAGUCAAGUAAACUGUGA
Purpureocillium lilacinum is the source of this 1317-nucleotide messenger RNA. RefSeq lists its product as uncharacterized. NCBI's taxonomy places the organism in Eukaryota, Fungi, Ascomycota, Sordariomycetes, Hypocreales, Ophiocordycipitaceae. Gene Ontology annotation, biological process: biotin biosynthetic process. The record is from RefSeq and is a predicted model, not a curated record. Gene Ontology annotation, molecular function: pyridoxal phosphate binding; transferase activity.